GGCAGCAUUUGUGCUCAGAGUGCGGACUGCGUGCUCUCUCGCCGUCGUGCACCAGCUGAGAAGAGAUCGAGCACGCUGGCGCAGCCGGGAGCCAAGCGGCUGCACCCUAGAUUGUACCCUCUCGUAGCGCUACCCGUCGCAACUAGCUUGCUGGCAUCGCAGCGGUACCCAAGAUUGAUGUCAGUUCGACUUGCGGCACCCGUCGCGACGCCAGCCGCAGAGGCACUGCAGUCCGACGUAAACGGAUUGCUCGCGCCGUACGGCGCACCGGCGCUGGGCGUGCCUGCAGACGUGGCCGCCGCCGUCGACGCGAAGUGCCUCGAACUUGAACAGAGCACAACGAAGCCGCCGCUCGAGGCGCUGGACGGGGCGUGGCGUGUCGUAUAUAGUAACGCGCCGUCUCCGAGCAACGGCGCGCUGGGCCCGCUGCGCGGCGACGGCUUGCAGAUCGUCGACGUCGCGAAGCGGCGCUACGCGAACGAAUUGCGCUUGUUCGGCGGCAACGCCCGCGUCACCCUGGAAGCGACGUUCGCGGGCUCGAACGAGGAGCUGCGCGUGACAUUUCGCAGCAUCAGACUCGUGUUGUUUGGCAAUCAAAUUUUUGAAAAGCAAUUCCCGCCGGGCGUCGAGCGCACGUGGUGUCUGAGUUACACCGACGCGUCGUGCCGCGUCGUGCGCGCCGGCGUGGACGGCGGUAGAUCAAUCGUCCGCGAGGCAGGGCUCGUCGAUAAGAACGCGGGCGAAGCGAAGGAUGCCUAUUUAUUCUUUAUGGAGCGCGCGCCCGACUACGUCGCGGACUAA
This is a messenger RNA of Pelagomonas calceolata, 801 nucleotides long. NCBI's taxonomy places the organism in Eukaryota, Pelagophyceae, Pelagomonadales, Pelagomonadaceae. The record is from the annotation of a GenBank genome assembly.